Molecule: messenger RNA, 429 nt
Organism: Mytilus californianus (California mussel)
Lineage: Eukaryota; Metazoa; Mollusca; Bivalvia; Mytilida; Mytilidae
Exons: 4
Coding region: 1-429 (142 amino acids)
Source: RefSeq, a predicted model, not a curated record
AUGUUAUGUUGCCAUGAUGCAGCUCCUCCACCAUCUUACGAUUCUGUUGUUGAACAGAUAAAACAAGCGAAGAAAGACUCAGAUGGACAUGUCGAUUUUGUCAAGACAUGCUGUGGAAUUCUAAUAGGUUCUGGACUGUUCAAUAAAAAGAAGGAGCUAGGAGAUAAAGAGAAAAAGCUAGGAGUUGGACCUGAACAACUAAUUAUCAACUGUUUUGUGAUAGCUUGGUUCAUUGCAGGUAGUGUAUGGGUGUAUAGAACUUACGAUGACUGGCAAAGCAGUAACUCCACUUUGGAUAAUUACUGCAAUCCAACGCUGUAUUACUUUUCAUUCUGGAUAAUAACCAUUUCUUAUAUCGGGCUCGGACUGUUGUUAGUUAUGUGUCUAACUACUUGUAUUGCCAUGUGUAUCUGUGGCGAGGAUGAGUAA